CGACCCCGACAUAUCUGUAAAAUACAGUGCCGAAAUGAGCUCACUGACGAACCCCGGCGGCUGUCUUCUUUGCCGUGUCCAAGCUACAUGCGUAAUUAGCACGGCGACGAGAAAUGUUGGGGGUAGAGACCUGUAUAAAUCUACAAGAAACGAUGCGACACAAGUCGUCAACGCAAUUCAUAGUUUCCGCAGAUACUCUUCUUAGGCGUGAUGCAAUCUCCUAGGGUUCUUAUUGUUGGAUCGGGGCCUGCAGGUCUUAUUCUCUCCCUAUCACUCUUGAAGAACGGGAUACCGGUUCGGAUUAUUGAGAAAGAUGCACAACAUCAUAGUGGUGAACGUGGUUGCGGAAUAAUGCCACGCACGCUCGAAAUCGAGCAUUUUCUUGGAGCUGGAGACGAAGUCCGAAGAACUGGGGCUUAUCCACCAAUGAUUCACAUUUUCGACCCGAAAGACCCUUACCGCAUCAUACAGUCUUCUAAAAUGAUGGAAGACAUCGAACCAACACCUGCUUUCCCAAUUACACGACCUGCGGUUCUUGGCCAAUGGCUCCAUCAAGCGAUACUUCGCAAGCAUAUUAAAGCUCUUGGCGGAAAAGUCGAACUAGGAUCUGCUUUUAUUGGCUGCACACAAGACGAGAAUGGUAUGACGGCAGAGAUUCGCAAAAUCAUAGAUGGUAUUGAACAUACAGAGAAGGCACGAUUCGAAUACGUCGUGGGCGCAGACGGUGGUCGAAGUGCUGUGCGAAAAGCUAUGGGUGUCAAUUUCCGUGGGGAGUCGCGUGAAGAAGGAAUGAUGCACCUCGUUGAUGCCCGUAUAGAAGGCCUUGAUAUAGACACGGACAUUCGUCUUUGGGGUAAUCAGAGCAUUGCAAUAGCGGCUCUCAGGCAAACGGUACUCCCUGGUCUAUUCCAGAUGAGCUUUUCCGGUCCCGAGGCGAGAUUCAGCUUCCUUAAAGAGCACCACGACCCGCAAGCAAUUCAGGACGAACUACACAGGAUCACGAGUCGCACUGAUCUCCGGGUCACUGAAGUUACUUGGCAUGGCGAAUGGAAGCCGAAUAUCCGCAUGGUGGAUCAUUUCCAGGUUGGACGGGUGUUUACCAUUGGUGACGCUGCACAUACACAUUCUCCAACAGGAGGGCAGGGAAUGAACUCCAGUGUACAAGAUGCUUUCAACCUUGGCUGGAAACUCGCACUAUCAAUCAAAGGAAGCGCAUCGCCAUGCUUGUUGGAAUCCUUUGAAGGCGAGCGCUUGCCAGUGAUCGCGGAGAUGCUCAAGCUCUCGACCGACUUGCUCGAUCGCUUCGUCCAGUCUGGUACCGAUUCUAGGGCAGCCGUCCAAGAAGUGUCCGAGAGACGGCCUCACGAUGUGAGAGAAGAAGACGAAGUGUGGUUCCGUGGUCGGAAACUUUAUCAACUCGACUUGCACUACCGCUGGAGUCCGAUUGUCGUUGAUGAGAGAAUCUUACACCCUAAUCCGGGUUCUAUGGACGUCUACGGCGUGAUGACUAGCGAGAGAAGAGCUGGAGACCGUGCUCCCGACGCACCAUCUCUAGUUAGAGCAAACGCUCCAGGCCGACUUUUUGACAUAUUCAACCCGGCAAUGCACACAGUGUUGUUGUUUGUGACAGAUCAAUCUCUACUUGGGCAGGCACGCGCGAUCAUAGCUCCAUUUUCCUUGAUUGAUUCGGAGUUGAUACAGAAGGUGCUCGUACUCACUUCAGGCGUGGACGCAUCGAGUAAGACAGUCAGUGACAUGACGUACGUUGUUGUGGACUCGGAAGGACACGCAUUCGCUAAUUAUGGGGUGGACCCAUCGGAUCGUUCGCCAACGGUUGUUGUUAUACGACCUGAUGCAAUGAUUGGGGCAUUCCUUAAGACGGAGGCAGGCACAAACAAGUAUCUUUCUUCCGUGUUUGGAAUAUGCCCGUAAUUCUCAACACUAUCUUGUUUAGUCGAGUUACACUUUCGUUAUUUGGAUAGAAUCCCAACUCUGCUGUUUU
Fomitiporia mediterranea MF3/22 is the source of this 2002-nucleotide messenger RNA. RefSeq lists its product as uncharacterized. NCBI's taxonomy places the organism in Eukaryota, Fungi, Basidiomycota, Agaricomycetes, Hymenochaetales, Hymenochaetaceae. The record is from RefSeq and is a predicted model, not a curated record. The transcript has 9 exons. Gene Ontology annotation, molecular function: FAD binding. The coding region runs from base 211 to 1932 and encodes 573 amino acids.